UCCUAUGUCAACUUUACCCAAUGCCAUCACUAGUUUAGUUCAGGCACUAGUUUCAAUAGACAGGAUUACUAACUUUCUACUAUUGGAUGAAAUAGACGAGUCAGCAGUUACACACAACCCUCCGCCAGGUGACGCUAUCAGUAUCCGUAAAGGAGAGUUCACGUGGGACAGAAAUGAGGCAGCAACUCUGAAAAACAUAAAUAUGAGUGUGAAACAAGGUGGCAUUGUUGCUGUGGUCGGUCAGGUUGGAUCGGGAAAGUCUAGCUUGGUAUCUGCCAUGUUAGGGGAUAUGGUCAAAACUGACGGAUCUGUGGACGUUAAGGGGAAAAUUGCGUACGUGCCACAGCAGGCGUGGAUACAAUUUUCAACUCUCAAGGAAAAUAUCAUAUUUGGCAAAGAAAAAAGCGAACGGCUAUACAAAAAGGUGAUCCAGGCAUGCGCAUUAGAACAAGAUCUGAAAAUUCUUCCCGGGGGUGACCAGACAGAAAUUGGUGAAAAGGGUAUAAAUCUAAGUGGUGGACAAAAACAAAGGGUGUCAUUAGCAAGGUCAGUGUACCAGGACUGUGAUAUCUAUCUUCUUGAUGACCCAUUGAGUGCAGUUGAUGCCCAUGUUGGAAAACACAUCUUUCAGCAAGUUAUAGGCUCAACAGGAAUUCUAGCUGGGAAGACAAGAGUCUUAGUUACCCAUGGAGUGAACUAUCUGCCUAAAGUUGACAAGAUCAUUGUUCUGAAAAAUGGAAAUAUAAGUGAGAUGGGCACCUAUGAGGAACUGCUGAGUCAUAAUGGCGCAUUUGCGGAGUUUAUUCGAACAUACCUAAAUGAGCACGAGGAUGAAAGUGAAAGCGAAAGUGAUGCUGAGAGUGUUGCGCAUAUCAACGAAUUACGACAAAGACUCACCUCUAUGUCGGGCUUCUCUGGCCUCAGUGCCGAUGAUACCGCUGCAACUAUGACGAGCGAGGGUGAAUAUUCCGAAGGCCAGCAGAUUCGCAGACGGCGAAGAAAGAAAUCGAUUACCCUUUCAAAGUCAAUUGAGUUAGAAAAAGAGAACAUUGAUAAGCAAAUGAAAGUGGCCAACAAACUUAUAGAGGAUGAAACAUCAGAAGAAGGAAGUAUCGGCCUUAAAGUUAUCAAAACAUACGUUUAUGGUGGUGGUUAUCUGUGUUUCUUCUGGGUGUGUCUAUCAGUGUUGGUGUACACUGGCUCACAGGUAUAUGCGAAUGUUUGGCUAAGUGCAUGGACCGCCGAUCCAUUGGUGAAUGGAACAAGACCUAAACAGGAUACAGAUUAUCGCCUGGCUGUAUAUGGGGUUUUAGGACUUGUCCAAAUUAUUUCAACUUUGUCGAUGGCAUUUUCUCGUGCACUUGGGUUUGUCAGCGCCUCUAGGUUUCUUCACAACAAACUCGUUAAAAACAUCCUCCGCUGUCCAAUGAGCUUCUUCGACACUACUCCCAUGGGCAGAGUGCUUAACCGGUUUUCUAAAGAUUUGGACAUUGUUGAUAUUACACUGCCGCAAUACAUCAUGGGCUGGUUGGCUAGCGUUGGCCCUAUGAUCGCUACAAUUGUCGCCAUCUCAUACAGUACCCCUCUCUUUCUUAUUGCUCUUUUGCCACUCUGUAUCUUCUUUGUUGUCGUUCAGAGAUUAUACACAAAUACUGCGAGGCAACUAAAACGGAUUGAAUCUGUCAGAAGGUCCCCGAUAUUCUCACAUUUUAGUGAGACGUUGACAGGAGUUAGUUCGAUCCGUGCAUACAAUCGUUCCGAGGAUUUUGUGAUAAAAUCUGAGAAAUUGUUGGACAAUAGUCAACGAACUUGGUUUCCAGUAAUUGCAUCAUACAGGUGGAUUGGCACAUAUUUGGGUGUAUUGGGCAACAUGGUCAUCUUGUUGGCGGGUAUUUUUGCAGUGGUAGAGAAAAACACAAUCAAUGCAGGUUUGGCUGGCCUGUCGUUGUCUUACGCUUUAAGGAUUACAUUGAAUCUAAUUUUAUGGGUGAGAAAUUCGUGCGAGUUAGAGACAUAUAUCAUCAGUGUGGAACGAAUCAAGGAGUAUUGUGACACAGAGAAUGAAGCCGAUUGGAGAUCGGACAGAAUACUCCCAAUCGGUUGGCCCACAGAGGGUACUGUAGAAUAUAAGGAAUAUAGCACACGUUAUAGGAAGGGCUUAGACCUUGUACUUAAAGGAGUUUCAUUCAGUGUGAAACCAAGUGAAAAGGUGGGAAUCGUGGGACGAACUGGAGCUGGUAAAUCAUCUCUGACGUUAUCACUGUUCCGCAUAAUCGAAGCAGCUGCUGGGGCCAUCUAUAUUGAUGGGGUUAAAACAUCUGAUCUCGGGCUUCAUGACCUCAGGUCAAAACUGACAAUUAUUCCGCAGGACCCUGUUCUGUUCUCUGGGACUCUCCGCAUGAAUGUUGACCCAUCAGAAGAAUACACAGAUAGGGCAAUAUGGCAAGCCCUGGAGCAUGCUCACCUUAAAGAUUUUAUCCGCUCUCUUACGCUUGGACUCGACCAUGAAUGUGGAGAAGAGGGGGAGAAUUUAAGCGUUGGACAGCGACAGCUUUUAUGUCUGGCACGAGCUUUGCUGAGAAAGUCCAAGAUUCUCGUUAUGGAUGAAGCGACAGCAGCAGUUGAUCUUGAGACCGAUGACCUUAUACAGAACACGAUUCGAACAGCAUUUAAAGAUUGUACUGUUCUCACUAUAGCACAUAGGUUAAAUACCAUAAUGGAUUAUGAUAGAGUGAUGCUGUUGGAUGCAGGAAAGGUUGUUGAAUAUGAUAGUCCAUCUCAACUUCUCUCAAAUAAAAACGGCAUUUUCUAUAGCAUGGCCAGAGACGCCGGCCUCCUUUAAAUAAACACCGUGUAGAAGAUAUGAUCGUAUUUUAAAUCAUCAAUGAUAUCUUCUGAAUCAUGGAAAGAGACACUUGUCACUUAACAAGACACUUAUAUUAUGAAUAUGACAUGGUGUGAUAUGAUAUGAUAAUGAUAUGAUGUGAUAUUAACAUUGAUAUUGUACUCAAUAGGUACACUGAUAUCUACUUAAAUAUCUUACAUGCUAUUCACGAUGUUAUGAUAUCUUGAUAUGAAAUAUACGCCCCUGGACAGAAUGAGUACCAAACAAAUACUGUUUUAUAAGUAAAGCUCAGGAGAAGUGCAAUAAAUAUAUAUUAUACUGAUCAGUACUAUUAUAUAAAUAAAUGAAAACGUUUAUAAGGGU
Molecule: messenger RNA, 3208 nt
Organism: Owenia fusiformis
Lineage: Eukaryota; Metazoa; Annelida; Polychaeta; Sabellida; Oweniidae
Source: the annotation of a GenBank genome assembly